CGCUCACUCAGUUGUCCGCCGACCGCCGAGCAGUAGCGAGCCCGUCACAUCCGCUGCUGGUAUCGCCGACACAGUGGGGAACGGCCUGCGCGCUGGAGAAACGUAACAGUCUCAGGAGCGGCCACGCGAUGCGCCCGUCGACGCUGUUCUCGUCGUGCGUGCUGGUGGCGUUCGUGUACCUGCUGGUGUGGGCCGUCGAGGAGGCGAUGGGCGCCGGCGUCGCGGCCGCAGCGGAGGGCACGGGCCGCAUCGCCUUCCACGGCGACGCCGCGCCGGACCUGCUGGUGUCCGCCCCCGACACCGCAGACGACGCCUCCCCCUCCGCCCCCGCCGCGGACGUCGACCUCACCGCCCCCGAGCACGUGCGCGCCGCCUACCGCCAGCACUACGACGGCGACUACACUCUCGACUUCGGCUACCACAACUACGACCGCAUGACCAAAUUCCUGCGGAUGACCUCCGUCAAGUUCCCGACGCUCACCGCUCUUUACUCCAUCGGGAAGUCUGUGCAAAACCGCGACCUGUGGGUGAUGGUGGUAUCUUCGUCGCCGUACGAGCACAUGAUCGGGAAGCCGGACGUGAAGUACGUGGCCAACAUGCACGGCAACGAGGCCGUGGGUCGCGAGCUCAUGCUCCACCUCAUCCAUUAUCUGGUUACAAGCUACCACACAGACCCGUACAUCAAGUGGUUGCUGGACAACACACGCAUCCAUAUCCUGCCAUCUAUGAACCCUGACGGCUUUGAGGUGGCUCGUGAGGGCCAAUGUGACGGCGGCCAGGGGAGGUACAAUGCACGAGGUUUUGAUUUAAACCGCAACUUCCCAGAUUAUUUCAAGCAGAAUAACAAACGAGGGCAGCCGGAAACAGAUGCAGUGAAAGAGUGGAUCUCUAAGAUUCAGUUUGUGCUAUCAGGAGGUCUACAUGGAGGGGCACUUGUAGCAAGCUAUCCAUUUGACAAUACACCAAAUUCGAUGUUUCAAAGCUAUGCAUCAACACCAUCAUUAACACCAGAUGAUGAUGUAUUCCGGCAUUUGGCUCUUACUUACUCUGAGAACCACCCUGUAAUGCGGUUAGGUGGUGCCUGCAAACCUGGCGCACCUUCGUUCAGUCGUGGUAUCACUAAUGGUGCAGCAUGGUAUCCACUAACAGGUGGCAUGCAAGACUUCAACUAUGUAUGGUAUGGUUGCAUGGAAAUAACUCUGGAAUUAUCUUGCUGCAAGUACCCAAGAGCCUCUGAGCUGCCUCGUUACUGGGAAGAAAAUAGAAUGUCACUCGUUAAAUUUCUUGCUGAAGCUCACAGAGGCAUUCAUGGAUUUGUUAUGGAUGAGAAUGGCAAUCCAAUUGAGAAAGCAUCUUUAAAAAUAAAAUCUCGAGAUGUUGGUUUCCAAACAACAAAAUAUGGUGAAUUCUGGAGAAUAUUGCUUCCUGGAGUAUAUAAAUUAGAAGUUUAUGCUGAUGGUUACAUCCCUCGUGAGCUAGAAUUCACAGUUGUGGAACAGCAUCCAACACUUCUCAAUGUUACAUUGCAUCCUGCAAAGCGCCAAGACAACUUCUACAGGCCAACACACCAUUCUGGAGGACCGUACUUUCACCGCCCAAGUGGUGGGCCUAUCAGUAAACCCCUUGGAAGCAAUGGUGGUGGCUUCCUUUCCAGCAUAAGCUCUGGUUUCAACAACCUUGUCAGUAAUUUCUUUGGCUGAGUUGAGGGCCCAAAGUUCACACUGACUAUGAGUGUUCCCACAUCAUUCUUGACAAUACCGAAAGAACAAGUGACAAAGUUUUGCUACAAGUUUUGUACAUCCCACCUUCAUAGUUUUGUGUAUGACAAAAGUACAAGUGAUAUGUGUACUUACAUGAAGUGUAUUUCUACAGAUUACUCAAUCCAGAGAAAAAGGUGCACUAUAUAUGAACUAAGUCUGGAAGUAUUUUCAAAAUUUAUUAUUGUGAAUGUAAGUCCUAGUCUUAUUCUCUCUCCUCAAAGAAUAUUGUAAAUAAUUCUUUUGCUCUUCUGGAUACAGAAGCAGUAUUUUUUUGGGAUAGAUGUGCAUCACAUGGUGUCCUGAGCAAAAAUUUUGUUCAUAACCUGGACAAUUCAGCUUCCUACUUCUAUGUACUGAUUUCUUUCUGGAAAAACAUGUUUGUAUUAUAUUUUUAUGUAUUAUUAUAUUUAUGAACCCCAAUUAAAAAUAAUAAUUCCAGUUA
Schistocerca americana (American grasshopper) is the source of this 2202-nucleotide messenger RNA. RefSeq names its product carboxypeptidase M. The transcript is spliced from 10 exons. Gene Ontology annotation, biological process: proteolysis. Lineage: Eukaryota; Metazoa; Arthropoda; Insecta; Orthoptera; Acrididae. The record is from RefSeq and is a predicted model, not a curated record. Gene Ontology annotation, cellular component: cell surface. Gene Ontology annotation, molecular function: zinc ion binding; metallocarboxypeptidase activity. Bases 129 to 1700 code for a protein of 523 amino acids.